AAUAUUGUUCUGCAUUCUCUGUUUACCAGACGAAAAAGACUCGUCGCGACGUAACAGAACAUUUUUCAUGUGUAACGAAUAUAACUUCAGAUAACAAACAUACCAUUACUGCACUAAUUUGUACAACAGCAAUGGAUACGAUUUUUGAAACGGUGCUGCAUUUAUCUAAUACUUAUUCUCUGCUAGCUAUCUUCGUCGUUACGUCGCUGAUUGCAACGCAUCUUUACAUCGAGAAUUCUCGACAAGUUCGUAUUGCAAACAAGUUACCAGGUCCGCUAAGUCUACCUUUAAUAGGUAACGCAUAUUUGGGUAUAGGACAGGAUCCUCAUUCUAUGUACAAACUUGCUAUCAAAUAUCACAAACAAUACGGAUUGGUAGGAAGAGUGUAUUUUGGAACAAAAGUGCUGGUAUUUUUAGGACACCCGCAAGAUAUCGAAUUGAUCUUAGGCAGUUCCGUGCAUCUCGACAAAUCUGUGGAAUAUCGAUUUUUUCAACCAUGGCUUGGCGAUGGUUUGCUGAUUACAAGUGGAAAAAAGUGGUACAGGCACAGAAAGGUGAUAGCACCUACGUUUCACAUAAGUAUCUUGAAGUCCUUCGUGCCUUUGUUUUACGAGAACAGCAUAGAACUCGUAAGACGGCUUCGCGAUAAAAUCGGAAAAGACUUUGAUUGUCAUGAUUAUUUGUCGGCAGUAACAGUUGAUAUUUUAACCGAAACGGUAAUGGGAGUUAAACGAGAAAAACGGCCAAAAUCCGGAUAUGAUUAUGCUAUGGCUGUAAUGAAAUUGUCCGAUAUUAUACAUCGAAGACAUUAUGACAUAUGGUGUUUGGUGGCAUUCAAGUUAACUAAGUAUUACCGUCUUCAAAAGAAACUCCUUAAAAUCGUUCACGCGGUAACAAAUACCGUGAUCAAAGUGAAAUCGGAAGAUGUCAAAGAGAAACUUGCGACGGAGCAGAAGGAAACCCAGCAAAACAAGAAGCCGACGGAAAAAGCGAAAAGCGAUACCUCUAAUUACACAAAGUUGCACUACGUUAAGGACGAUCUUGAUGACAUCGACGAAAACGAUGUGGGCGACAAAAAGCGACUUGCCUUUCUGGAAACGUUAAUUACCAUGAAACAGCAAGGUGGACUGAUGACUGACGAAGAAAUCUGGGAAGAAGUGAACACCAUCAUGUUUGAGGGGCACGACACUACAGCGGCUGGUUCUAGUUUCGCACUGUGCGUGUUGGGAUGUUUGCCUGAUGUACAGGUGCGUAACGUAAACCCGGGUAAGAUGGCCAAAGUUUUCUUUAAAUGCGAAAAACAAACCUUUAUUUUUGUUAUUUUGUAAUAUUGUUAAUUUAUUUUACUUUA
Molecule: messenger RNA, 1351 nt
Organism: Pseudomyrmex gracilis
Lineage: Eukaryota; Metazoa; Arthropoda; Insecta; Hymenoptera; Formicidae
Product: cytochrome P450 4g15-like
Exons: 6
Coding region: 132-1328 (398 amino acids)
Molecular function (GO): monooxygenase activity; oxidoreductase activity, acting on paired donors, with incorporation or reduction of molecular oxygen; iron ion binding
Source: RefSeq, a predicted model, not a curated record